Molecule: messenger RNA, 4014 nt
Organism: Aethina tumida (small hive beetle)
Lineage: Eukaryota; Metazoa; Arthropoda; Insecta; Coleoptera; Nitidulidae
Product: PP2C-like domain-containing protein CG9801
Exons: 10
Coding region: 154-2916 (920 amino acids)
Source: RefSeq, a predicted model, not a curated record
UCAGCCAAAUGUAUUUAAAAAUAAGUAUUAACUAAUAAUUACACGCUGAAUAAAAACACGACGUCCGUCUUUAUAAGAACACGCAAUCUAAAUGAUUUUUCACGAAGGCAGCUUUGUAGUCGACGUUAAAUUUAUCCAACACAUUUGACAGCUAUGCCAUCGCUAAGGAAAAGAGUGUCAAGCUAUUUCAGACAAUUAAGUUUUCACAAUGAACCCAGGGACAAGAAACACAACAUUAAUGAAAACUCAUUUGUCACAAAAUAUCUGCAGGGUCAAAUAACUUUAAAAGAAGGCCCUGAAAUUAUUUACGGAAAGAAUCCCACUGAUCUCCCAAAUUAUGAGCUAGGAAAGUAUGAAAGUGGUGCUGAUUCAAUUAUUGGUUGUUACUCAGGACCAAAUGGUGGACUGACAACAGUUAAAAGGACUGAAAAACAUUUAUCUGUGUUGGAUGCUGACAUUGAUUUCAUAGACACAACAGAUGAUGUGGUUCCCGCCGCGUCGCCGAAACGGUCGCCGCAAAGAAAAGCCGGCCAGCCGAUCGACAACACGAAAAUGAUAAUAAAAGUGGCCGGCCACGAGUACUGCGUGACCAAUUUGCCGAAGAAGUCGCACAACAAGAGCCACAGUCUGGGCAGUCUGGGCGACUUCAGCGUCGAGAUCGAGAAGACGCGCAUCGACCGCGAGUCGACGACGCGCGGCAGCAACAACAAUUGCGACAGUUGCGAGUGCCGCAACCAGAGCCGCAACCAGGUCGGGCCGGAGACGGCGAAGGGCAGCGUCAGCGUCGACGGGCUGGCGAGAAAGUCGACGGCGGACGCGCGGCCGAACGGCGUCAGGACGAGGAAACAGUCGUCCGACGGACAGAGGCCGGCCAAGAGGGCCGAGGGCUGUGAUAAGAAAGCGACGGAGAAUUAUCCGUUGUCGAAGUCGAAGUCGGAGGGUAACCCGUUCAAUAACCGAAAGAAGGGGAAGAUCAUUCGAAUUGCGCAAAGAGCCAACGUACAGGCCGAGGAUGCGCCGGAAGUGUCGAACAUCCCUUCGGUGGUGAUCAACGAUUCGUCGCUGCCGAACGAAUGGAAUCGGAAAUCGGACUUCGUCUACGGACUGUCGGACUCCCUUUACGAUCGCAACCAGGUCACGAAGAACAAGAACGGCGACCCGAUUGCCGACUGUUUCGGCAUCAUAGCCCGUCAUGAUUCUGCCAUACUGGCCGUCGCCGAUGGCGUCAACUGGGGUGAGAAGGCGUGCAUCGCGGCCAAAUCGGCCGUCCACGGCUGCCUCCACUACCUCGACAAGACGAUAUUCAACGACACGAAACCGUUCGACGACCUGACGAUAAAGUCGGACGACUCGGCGCCGACGAGUCUCAGCAUCGCGGACGCCCGUCCGGAGAACCUCAUCAAGAACACGCGCGAGGUGUUCGUGUGUCUGCUGAGGGCGUUCAAUUGCGCCCACGACCUCAUCCUGGAGAACAAGGGCAUGCUGACGACGCUGACGGUCGCCAUAGUGUUGCCGCUGAAGCAGAGGGCGAGGCGGAACGGCGAAGAGCAGGGCACGAGGUAUAUUUGUUGCGUGUGCAACGUGGGGGACACUCUGGCGUACGUCUACUCGCAGAAGUACGGUGUCAGAGAGCUUACGAAAGGUUCCCACGACAUCAACUGUAAUCGUGACAUGCGUGACGCUCUGGGAGCCCUGGGCCCUGUAGACGGUAUCAACCCGGAGCUCAGCAAUCUGACGCUCAGCAUAACGACGCUGAACGAAGGCGACAUCGUUCUAGUGGCGAGCGACGGUCUGACCGACAACUUUGAUCCGAACGUCUGCAAGUUCACCGUGAACGCGAACGUCGCCGAGCCGCAGAAACCUAAAAGGCAACCUCCUCAAAAAGAAGUGAUAAAACCUCCACGAAUUAAAAAUCCGCCCACCGUCGAACAACGACCGAAGCAACCAGAACCACGAACAGAUAGGACGACGACGGAGACGGCGGCCAAGCCGCCCAUAAAACCACCUCGUCGUAGUAAAAUGAACCGAGAUUCGGUGGAGAGGGCGUCCAUUAAGAGCAACACUCCCUCCAUGCAGUCCACAGUCUCCACCGACAACAGUUCCAGCGUCCCAGACGAUUGGCAGUCUCAAAGCAGCACGUCCAUAUCGGUGUCGACGUCGGACCACCUAGCGAACGCGUCACGAACCGACGCCCCGCCAGCCAACCACUCACGAUCACCGUCCGCCAACCCAGAUCCGGAAUUGGAGAACAAUCCGUUGGUCGCGCAGUUCGUGAAGCAGAACGCUUUGCCGCCGCCACAGCAGCAACAGGUUCAGAAGAAGACGGCCAGCUUGGACGCCAGACGGUCGACGGCGGUCGUGGACAAUCGGGCGAGCAGCCUGCGCAAGCAGUCCGGCGUGAAAGCCAGUGCGCAGACGCAGACGGGCAGGGAUAGGAAGCCGAAGCAGGACGCGAAGCAGCAGAAGAGCGCCACCGUCAAGGAGACCACCGGCUAUAAGUUCUUGCGGUCGAAAACGUCCAUCGAUUUUACAAGGUCGUCGAUCACCACGAAACAAAUAUCGAGAAACGCCGAAGGGGUGCCGUACGUGACGCCGAUCCAACGCUACGAGUUGCAGCUGUUGCUGAUCGAAGACGUGCUGCGCAACGGCAUAUCGGGCAAGGACCAGCCGUGCAGGACGGCCAAACGUCUCUGCGAGAACCUGGUCAACUUCACGUUGAGCAUCACGUCGGCGAAACGGCACACGCUGGAGGACGUCGACCUCUAUUUCGACAAUCGUAACGGGGUGCUAGUUGAGGUGACGGCCAUGGAGAAGAAGCUGCGCAGGAAGAAGGGGCUGGAACGUGUGCAGAAUCUGCCCGGAAAGCUGGACCACGUUACGGUGGUGGCGUACAACGUCGGCAACACUUGGAGUUAGUGUGGGAAGUUGCUCAAAAUGCGUUUCGUGGAAAUUGUGUACAUGUUUGGUUUGCAGCUUGACAAUCGUAAUGGAAUAUUUUAGUUUUAUGGCAACCACUGCUACAGAAACUUAUUCUAAUUAUUUAUUUUAAAAUUUAAUAAUUAUAUUCGUCUAGAAAGGUUCAUUUUUAAAUAUAUUUUUACAAUUUUUAUCUUAUCGUUUCAUCUAUGUAUUAAUUUUACAUGUGUUUUAAUUAUAUCAACACAUAUAAAAUGAGUUAAACAUGUACAUAUAUAUUCCAGCCAUUCUCUAGAUUUUCUGUAAUCACAAAACAUUCCUAAUGUUGAGCUUCCUUCAAAGCUGAGUUUGUGUCAAUUUCAGUUUGUAAAUAAUGUAUAUUAGAAUGCUUUUUCCAUCGACGAAUGAAAAUCCAUCAAAUUACAGGGUUCCAUGUCUCAAAAACGUAUUUUUUAAUUAAAUUAUUUAUUAGGUAACUUUAAAUUAAAAUGAUUUAGAAGGCGAAAAACAAUGUUGAUGUGACCCACAGAUCUCCAGUAUUGACUGACCUUAAUUCUAAUAUGUAACGUUCCUAUUACAUCUUAGCGUUAUUUUCAAAGGUUUCUGCUUCACCCAAAUUAUAUAAUUCUGAUAUAGCAUUUCUUAACAUAUCCAUUUGUAUAUUUGUUAUGUCAAAAAAAUAAUGGAAAUAAUCCUGUACUGCCAUAAACGUAUUAGGUUAAUAAAAUAUUAACUUUCAAUCGAGACAAAGUACCAUGUGCAAUAUUUUCAUAAAAUAACGAUUAUAAAUCUAAUUUAGAAAUUUUAUUUGAGAACAUUCCAUCAUAUUUUGAUUAUCAGGGAUAUUCAAAAUCAAAAUGUAUUGAUAAUUUUAAAUAUUGAAAAUUUUAAUUUUCGAACACAUUUAAAUAUCAAAUAUUUUUAUACAGCAUGUUUUUUAAUGUUGUCUGACCGUUUAUUUUUUGAAUUCUAUACAUUUUAUUUGAUUUGAUGUAAUAAAUUAUUUUAUUUUUACAAAUAAGUCGUACGUUGUUGCUAUGUUGUUUGCAUGUUUUUCUUUUUUGUUAUGUUAGUGUAAUAAACGAAAUAACUGAUUAA